GAUGUAGGCUUUUGAAAUAACACCUAGAAAUAUAAAAUUGAGCUGUUUUAUAGCUUGUUUGGUUGACGUUCUUCUGGAAUGCCAAAAGUGCUUAUUUUAUAAAGUUGAGGCGUUUGGUCGAGAUUUUAGGGAAAAAUAAGUGCUUUUGAUCAGUAGCAGAAGUUAAAGAAAAAAGUAGCUUUUUCCCUUGAAGAACUUUGGGAAAUGUCUUUAUAGUCUGUAUGUAUGUUUCUUGUGGAAAGUCAAAAAUGCUUAUUUUAUGAAGUUACGGUGUUUGACCAAGAUUUUAGGGAAAAAUUAAUGCUUUUGAUCAGUAGUAGAAGCGAAAAAGAAGUAGCUUUUCCCUAUAAGCACUUUGGGAAGUGUAAAAUUGAGCUGCUUUAUAGUACGUCUGUACGAUGCUUUUGAGAAGUCAAAAGUACUUAUUUUAUGAAGUUGAGGUGUUUGAUCAAGAUUUUGGGGAAAAAUAAGUGUUUUUGAUCAGUAACAGGAUCUAAAAGAAGUAGUCUUUCCCAGAAGCACGUUUGGAAUAUUGAUCAAACACAAAUUAUUGCUUUGAUAUUGACAAACAUGGUUUUUAAAUGAGUUAAAUGGUGAAAAACACACCUAAAGUAUUUCGGUUUUUGAGUUUAAUCCCCAAACUAAUAGUUGUGCGAGUUUCCUACCUGAACUAUCAUGGUAUCACCAACUAUAUAUCCAAACACAUCUCAACUAUCAAUUGUUCACUUUUCCUGGCAUGUGUUUUUGACGCUUAUUACUAUUUCUUCAAAAAUACUUUUUUGAAACGAACUUCUGGCAAGAAAAACACUUUUUUAAAUGAAUAAAUUUUGGAAUUUUGGUUAAAAGACUAUUAUGAGGAGAGAUAGGGUUAGAAAUGAGGUUAUUCGAAAGAAGGUGGGAGUGUCUUCGGUGGAAGACAAGAUUCGUGAAGUGAGGUUCCGAUAGUUCCGGCAUGUGAUGAGGAGGUGCACAGAUGCUCCGGUACGGAGGUGUGAAAGGCUGACUACGGAUGGUUUUAGGUGGGAUAAGGUGCGCGGAAGAAAUAUUGAAGGGAGGUGAUUAGGCAUGACAUGGAGCGGGUACAACUUAUGGAGGACAUGACCCUUAUAGGAAGGUAUGGAGGAUGCGGAUUAGGUACAGGGUUAGUGGGUAAGAGUGCAUCCGUAAUAAUAUGGAGGAGUGCUUUGUUUGUAUCUAUACCCAUAGUUUAUUGUUCGUAGUAUUCUGAUGAUGUUUGUGAUCUCGAAUAGAUAGUUUAUACUAUUACUCUGUCGGUGUCUUGUUUCUAUUAUUAUCUAGCGGUGUGUUAUCACAUUUUGUUGUUUAUUUUUAUGUUUUUUUGUUUGUUAUAUUGUUAUCUGUCCCGAGCCGGGGGUCUAUCGGAAACAACCUCUCUACUUCAUUAGUGGUAUGACUGCAUACACUUUACUCUCCCCCGAUCUCACUUUGUGGAAAUACACUGGGCAUUGUUGAAGCAAUCAGCUUAUGUGUAGAUGUAGAGAGAAAGAUGGAAGGAAAUGCAUGUGACGACGUUGAUCACUUGGAUUCAGAUGUGAUUUUGCCUCCUCGAAAACGGCUUCUGGCAGGAUUGAAAAAGCAUAGCGACAUUAAUCCAUGUAACCCGUCCCCGCCUGUUGAUGAUAUUAUGGGAUUUGAGUUUGAUAUCCGUCUAAAUAACCUGUUGAAGUUUCACUCGGAUGGUUGUAAUCAUUCCAUCGAGGAGAUUGCUGAGGCCUCGAGAGUGGCAGCUGCAGAAGCUGUUAAGCUUGCGAAAGCUGCAAGAGCUAUUGCCGAAGAGAAAGCUGCAAAAGCAGCAGAGGCCAUGGCUGCUGCUAAGAAUGCUAUAAAGUUGGUUGGUACUUUUUCUGAUGAGGUAACUGCUAUAGACGAGUACUCGAAGAAGAAUAAGAUGAAGAAGCAUGUUCCUGUUCAGACGCUGUAUAAUAAGUCUAACGGAACCAAGAAUUGUAGAACGGAUGAAGAUUUAGCUUGGACGUUAAGUAAGACAAUAAAGAGUUCUCCAAGAAAAUCGAAGAACUCAACCCCUGACUCUAGAAAUCACAAACAUAAGAGGGUUAAAAUCUCUUCUACUUCGGAAGAUGCUACGCGGAGCCGAUCUUCCACGAGCAAUGGGAUUGAUAUUGCUGAAAUUAAGUCAUCGAAUGGUCUUAUCCAAGAGGAAGAACCAACUAGAUUAGACUCAACCAUCGCGAAACUCAAUAAGGCCGACCACAGAAAGAUGGAAAAUGGGGAAUCAUCUCAAUCUAGUAAAGCUGACUGUCUAAAUGUGGGAAAUGGCAAAGGAGAACCAAUGAACUCAAAGGAGAAACUCGGAGAAUCUGCCGUUGGCAAAAAGAGGGGGAAGUUGAAGCAGAAAAAGGACAUGAAUUCCAAAAGUUCUUCAUCAGCUACUGCGUUUAAGACAUCCACUCGCGUCAAACAAUAAGUCAAGACGCAAUUACAGUCUUUGCAUAUUAGUUUCAAGAGAGGUGGCUACUGCCAUGGGACUUAUGUCUGAGGAUUUUGUUUAGCUCCUGGAGUUCCAUUUCCAGGUACUUAUUGUUAGCGGGCGAUAUCUGGAGUUAUCAUCAGCAACAUUAGAAUUUAGAAGUGUAAUAUUUGCUCCAUCGUUUCUGAUGUAGAUAUGUAAGCAGCAACACUGUUUUCUUUUCUUCUUUCUUUUUAAAUUGUUGAUCUUAUUUAUAUGUCUUGAGUGGAUUAUAAACCAAUACACCAUAAAUGCUUGUAAGCAUGAUGUUUUUUCUUGAAUUAAUAAUUCAGUCUCUUCA
Messenger RNA from Capsicum annuum, 2789 nucleotides. RefSeq lists its product as uncharacterized. The record is from RefSeq and is a predicted model, not a curated record. Lineage: Eukaryota; Viridiplantae; Streptophyta; Magnoliopsida; Solanales; Solanaceae. The transcript is spliced from 3 exons. Bases 1508 to 2446 code for a protein of 312 amino acids.